Aspergillus affinis is the source of this 381-nucleotide messenger RNA. Its product is annotated as CENP-S family protein. The coding region runs from base 1 to 381 and encodes 126 amino acids. The record is from RefSeq and is a predicted model, not a curated record. Gene Ontology annotation, biological process: replication fork processing; resolution of meiotic recombination intermediates. Gene Ontology annotation, molecular function: chromatin binding; protein heterodimerization activity. Gene Ontology annotation, cellular component: FANCM-MHF complex; Fanconi anaemia nuclear complex. Lineage: Eukaryota; Fungi; Ascomycota; Eurotiomycetes; Eurotiales; Aspergillaceae. The transcript is spliced from 4 exons.
AUGGACCAGAAUGUAGAAGAAGUAGGUCUCGAAGAGCGCUUGAAAUCGGCCCUGUGGCUCUCCAUUGGGAAGAUUGUCGACGAGGAAACCAUCAAGCUCGGUGUCAACGCCACGCCUCAGUUCAUUGGCGCUCUCACGGAGAUGGUCUGGGCCCAGAUAGUCUGCGUCAUUGGAUGGUCAUUGGAACUUUGCGCUGACUCUGUUCUCAUUCAACCAGAAACUGUGAGCCAAGAUCUGGAAUCGUUCGCUAAACAUGCCGGCCGCUCCACCAUCAACGUUUCCGAUGUAAUGCUUCUGGCCCGUCGCAACGAGGGUCUGGAAUCGAUUAUGCGCGCUUUCGUUGAUCAGAUGCGCGAGGAAGAAGAAGAAGAAUCGUCCUGA